CAGGUUGCUGCAGUGAUUGGUCCGAAGCCACCGUUUACGCAACAUGUCCUCUCACUCUCUCCAUCGCUUCUCUGCAUCUCGUCUGCUUUUGUGAUCAAUCCAAUUUCUCGAAAACGCUCCCUCGCAUACUCUAUUCUUCGUUGUCAUUCUCUAUCCGAACUUUUGGAAGGCUUCCACCUCAUAUAUUAAGUUUAAGAACUCCGAUCCAGACGUCACCCCAGUCUCCAUAAACCUGGGGAUUUACAUCCCCACAAUCCAGCUUGUCCUCGAAAGCUCUUAACCCAUCUUAUCUUCCGAUCGCAUCACAUUCGCAAACAUGCGCACUUCAUCAAUACUUCUUGCUCUUCCGGCACUAGCUCUGGCCGAAACCCAGGCACGACUGGGCUUUUUGGACAAGAUCAAGGCCGCGUUCGAGACUGCAUCCAGCUACAUCCCGAGCGCCAUCCCCUCCGUCAUCCCGGACCCCGUUGAUGCUGGUGCAGCAAAAGUGGCAGCGCGUGCGGUUCACCAGCUCACUCUGGACAACUGGGAGAGUACCCUGUCGUCGGAACGAUCAGAGAAGAGCACCGGACCUGAGCAAUGGAUGGUGUAUCUCACUGGUGGCAACAAGACAUGCUACGGUCUAUGCAACGAUGCUGAUGCUGCUUGGAAUAAAUCAGCAGCGGUGCUUGCUGUAUCGCCCGACGGCCCGCAUCUUGCCACCGUGGAUUGCGAGCAGGAAAUGAUCCUAUGCAAUGCAUGGGCUGCUGGUCCUCCUUCGAUUUAUUACUUCCUGAUUCCGCAGCCUCUGCCCGAUCAAACUAAGCCAGCGACCACCGUUCACUACAUUCCUCUCAACAGAACCUCGGUGACUGCUAUCGAAAUCACCGAGCUGUACACCAAGCAGAAGUACGCAGAAACUGCACCGUAUGAAGGCUAUUUCCAUCCAUUUGACAGCCCGCUGGUCAAGUUUGGUGUAAUAGUUCCAAUGGCCUAUGUCAUGUGGGGCUUUUCAAAGAUGCCAAGCUGGCUGCCUAUGGUCUUAGUCUCGUUUCUUUCAAGAACGUUCAUGGGUCGUCGGCUGCCACAAGCUCAAGGUGGUGCUCAAGGUCGUGGGGCACCUGCACCAGCAGCCCAAUAGAAAUAACUAGGCCGCGGGCGAGCGCACGAGAAAUCACGCUACACCCACGUGACCUUCACGACGACCGUACGACUAUGGUGGAAGGGCGCGUCAAGAUCGACAAAUCUUUGGCGUUUCUGGGGAGCAACAUCAUCGUAUGGCUUGUUUUAUGUCUGCGCUGGCGAUAAGACAGGCCAACAUCUUUUGCCGUCAGGCCAUCAUGCAGAUACCUUAGGACGACUUGAAUUAAAUUAUAAUGCUACCUUUUUUUCCACUGCGCACGAGUUCGUACAUUCUGUAUCCAGUCUCCCCGAAAACUCAUCGACCACCUUCAAAUGAAAAAUCAAACGCUGAUGUAAUUCAGUUCCUGUGAGCGAACCCUUUCCGAGAUCUAUACACAAUCUGCUCCUCCAUUAGGGAUCUCUGUUCGGCUUCUAAAAGCAUAUCAAGAAAGGGAGAAUGUCCUGCUAAAGCCACAUGUUUUGCUCUAACGGAAAAGCAUGGGGUUUCUGGUGAAAAAAAAAAUACCUCAAAUUGGUGGAUACUACCAGGGCGCGGUGAACUGUUCGACGUCCAUACCUAGGCCUCUUGUUAAGGCACCAAACUAGCAUCAUGUCAUUACUCUGUCCUCGGCUGUUCUUGUUCUGGUAGCGGUCCUUGACGCGCGUCUCAUCCUAGAAAUGUUCCGUAAUGGUACUUUUCCAACG
Verruconis gallopava is the source of this 1806-nucleotide messenger RNA. RefSeq lists its product as uncharacterized. NCBI's taxonomy places the organism in Eukaryota, Fungi, Ascomycota, Dothideomycetes, Venturiales, Sympoventuriaceae. The transcript has 3 exons. The coding region runs from base 317 to 1120 and encodes 267 amino acids. The record is from RefSeq and is a predicted model, not a curated record.